Molecule: messenger RNA, 2943 nt
Organism: Chlamydomonas reinhardtii
Lineage: Eukaryota; Viridiplantae; Chlorophyta; Chlorophyceae; Chlamydomonadales; Chlamydomonadaceae
Exons: 16
Coding region: 123-2534 (803 amino acids)
Biological process (GO): transmembrane transport
Cellular component (GO): membrane
Molecular function (GO): transmembrane transporter activity
Source: RefSeq, a predicted model, not a curated record
GUCAUCCUCGAUCAACUUAUUUAUUAUCUUGGAGCCGGCCCCUCGCUUGCUCGCUACGUCCCCAAGCCAGCUUCCGCGCGUCGGUACUAGGAGCUAACUGCCUAUAGGCAGCCGGCUACACCAUGGCGUGCUGUGAUGAUACAGAAGAAACCAAGGAGGGUCUGGUGAUCCACCGGAAGUGCAGAGACGUUCUUUGUCUUAUGCUUUUUAUCGCGUUCUGGGCAGGGAUGUUUAUCAUCUGCGGAGUAGCAUUCAGCCAAGGCGAGCCUAACCGCCUAGUCUAUGGCGUAGACUCCUGGGGCAUGACGUGUGGGACGAAGAAUACGCUCUUCAACCUUACAUUUGACCUGACGGAGGCGCGGAAUCUGUACUACUUCAACCCAACGCAGCUGCUCAGCGGCGUCACUGGCCUCCUGUAUGCCAAGACGGUGUGCGCCAACUCGUGCCCGACGGGGCCCUCGGUGUGCUCGGCGACCCAGUUGCCGUGCAGCAGCGACUCGCAGUUCACCUGCCCCUACUACCGGUACGCGGAGGACGGGCUGUACGGCCGCAUCCCAGGCGUGGGCAUUGCGGACACUACCUACUGGGCCGCGCUGGCGCAGGUGACCAACAUCACCGACCCAGACAUCGCCUCCGUGCUCUCGAAGCUGAAGAGCCUGGGCGGCGUGUUCGCGGCCCAGGUCACCAAGCUGGAGGCCAACAUGAGCGGCGAGUACUACCAGCUGCAGAGCCAGAUCCCCGGCAACGGGCCCUGCUAUCCCAACCUGUUCGAAACAGUGGAAUACUUUAAUCGGUGCUUCCCCAAGUUCCCGUCGAACUUGACCGCCGCGCUGGUGUCCACGGCCUCGGGCGUGGCAAAGCAGCUGUCGAACAACAGCCUGGUGCAGGACUUUGCCAACAACUGGGACAGCAGCUCGCAGAAGUGGGGGCGCUACGUGGGAGACAUCAGCAAGGGCAUCCUGGUCAUUGUGGUGGGAGGCCUGCUGGGCGGACUCGUCCUGUCGCUGAUCUGGCUGGUGGUCCUGCGUUUCCUGGGCGGCUUCAUGGUGUGGAUCGCCAUCGUCUUCGUGAACCUGUGCGCCAUUGCCGCCUGCCUGUUCACCUGGGUCAAGGCCGGGUACAUCGGCGACCAGCAAGUCGCAAAGACCAUCCUGGACGCGAUUCCAGUUGAGAUCAACCCAGCGCAGAGCGAAGAGAAGACUUGGUUCUGGAUCGCCAUCGGCACCAGCAUCUUUGCUGGCGUCACUCUGCUGGUCACACUGCUGUGCAUCUCCCGCAUCAAGAUUGCGGUGGCGUGCGUCAAGGUUGCCAGCCAGGCGGUGGGCUCCAUGCCCACCAUCAUCUUCUUCCCGCUGCUGCCCUUCAUUUUCGAGGUGGGCCUGGUCAUCUACUGGGUGGCCGUCACCGCGCUGCUCUACAGCGCCGGCGACCUGACGGCGCACUGCCGCUCGGCGGAAGCAGGCGCCAGCGCCAGCCUGAACUUCAAGCAGUACGCCAACGUGAGUAACAUCAAGAGCACCUACGACAGCGUGACAAAUUUUGACCUCAACACCGCCGUGAGCAACGCCGUGAACAACUCCAUCAACGGCUUCCUUAACGGCACCGCUGCGGCGUCGCUCAACGGCACGCGCGAUGUGUGCUAUGCCAAUGUGUCCAGUGAUGCGCGCUCGGUGCUGUGCGGCCGCGACCCGGACUGCUACCUGAGCUACGACUGGAACAACAACCUCAAGUACGCCUUCAUCUACCACUUCUUCGGCCUGCUGUGGACCAACCAGGUGAUCAUCGGCUUCACCUACGUGACCAUCGCCGGCGCCAUCGCGCACUUCUACUGGUCGCGCGGCGACAGCGCCAACAUGCCCACCUUCCCCAUCCUGACUUCGCUCAAGAACACGGUCGUCUACCACAUGGGCUCCAUCUGCUUCGGCGCGCUCAUCAUCGCCAUCAUUCAGUUUAUCCGGGCGUUGCUGGAAUACUUGGACCGGAAAACCAAAGAGUUACAGGCGCAGAAUAAAUUCGCGGAGUGGGCCAUGUGCAUUGUCAAGUGCUGCAUGAAGUGCUUGGAGUGGAUCGUCAGGUUCAUCAACCGCAACGCCUACAUCAUGAUCGCCAUCAAGGGCAAGGGCUACUGCUGCGCCGCCAUGGACGCCAUUGCGCUGAUCGUCUCGAACAUCGGUCGCAUUGCGGUGGUCAAUAUGGUGGCCGCGGUACUCAUCUUCCUGGGCAAGGUGUCCGUGGCCAGCGCCGCCGGCGUCAUUGCCUACGCUAUGACGGAGGCCAAGUACUACAACUCCCAGGAGGAGUACCCCGAGACCUACCUGUACAGCCCCGUGCUGGUCAUCGCCAUCUCGGUCAUCUCCGCCUACGCGAUUGCGGAGAUCUUCUUCGCGGUGUACGAGAUGGCCAUUGACACCAUCAUCCUGGCCUUCUGUGAGGACUGCAGCAACGGCGGGCCCAAGUUCGCGCCGCCGCUGCUCAUGGAGGUCAUGGGCAAGACCGCCCUUCCGGAGGCGGCUGCCAAGGCGGAGAAGGCGUGAGGAAAUCCUAGCGGCAAGGCAACAGGAUCGCUAGCCCUGGCGUUGGCUGUAGCGAGUGAUACAGACACAUGUAAUAAUACGACGGUAUUAGGGCUUCGUACAUACGUGAUUUUUGGGGGGGCGCAAGCCCGUGGUGUAAGCCCCUAGGGACGUCUUCAGCUCGCAAUCGUGAUUUCGAAUGCUUCCGGGCGAAUGGAAAUGGGGGCGGUCUCAAGCGCCACACAACGCACCGGCACAACUCUGGUCAAGAAGGCGGAUUCUCAAGGUGGAUAUUGUACGGCGCACGGGCAGGACUGCCAGGGACUGCCAGCAGGGACCGAGAGGGCUGUUUGUUUGCACGCAAGUGCGCAGCUGCCAAAUUCAUCGGGGGGGAAUUCCAUGACCGUAGCCUGUGUAAGGAACAUGUCUU